Vigna umbellata (rice bean) is the source of this 3001-nucleotide messenger RNA. The record is from RefSeq and is a predicted model, not a curated record. NCBI's taxonomy places the organism in Eukaryota, Viridiplantae, Streptophyta, Magnoliopsida, Fabales, Fabaceae.
AUGGGUGAUCUUCCCAAAGGCGUGGAAUCCACGGAAUCACUUCACAUCACUAUGCUUCGAAAUAUCCUCGGCAGCAAAUUUACAGCAGACGUUUUGGUACAUAGCUACAAGAAGAGUUUAAAUGGUUUUGUCGCAAAGCUAACAGAAGAAGAAGCAGCGAGAAUGGCAGGAUUGGAUGAUGUUGUUUCUGUUUUCCCAAACAAAAGGAAUGAAGUGCAGACAACAAGGUCUUGGGAUUUCGUAGGUUUAUCUCAGUCUGCGAAGAGAACAAGCAAAGAGAGUGACAUAAUUGUCGGAGUAAUAGAUACUGGAAUUUGGCCAGAAUCUCGUAGUUUUGAUGAUCAAGGAUUUGGUCCACCUCCAUCAAAAUGGAAGGGCACUUGCCAUAACUUCAGCUGCAACAAGUACAAUACAUUUUCUUUUCCCCUUCCAAGAGAACUUGGAGCUAAAUAUUUUCGUACGAAGGAUUCGUAUGAAGAAGAGUUGAGUCCAAGGGAUUCAAAUGGGCAUGGCACUCAUUGUGCAUCCACUGCCGCUGGAAACUCAGUUGAGUUCGCAAGUUUCUUGGGCCUUGCGUCAGGAACAGCAAGAGGAGGAGUUCCAUCAGCACGCAUUGCUGUGUACAAAGUUUGUUGGUCAUCUGGUUACUGUGAUGAUGCAGACAUCCUUCAAGCAUUUGUUGAAGCAAUUGAAGAUGGUGUUGACAUCAUUUCCAUUUCAAUUGGACCUGCCAAUGUAGAACACUACAACUAUUUCACUGAUGUAUAUGCCAUUGGGGCUUUCUAUGCUAUGAAGAAAGGUAUAUUAACGUCUACUUCAGCUGGUAACAGCGGUCCAGAGUAUUAUACAACAUCCAAAAAUGCACCAUGGGCACUUUCUGUAGCUGCUAGCACUACAGACAGAAAGUUUUUAACCAGUGUUCAGUUGGGUGAUGGCAGAACUUAUCAGGGAUUUUCAGUUAAUAUAUUUGAUUACGUGAGCUAUCCAUUAAUUUAUGCUGGAAAUGCACCAAACAUCAUCGAUAGAUACAACAGUUCCAUAUUCAGGUUAUGCCAGGAAAAUUCCUUAGACGAGAAUUUGGUGAAAGGAAAAAUUGUUUCGUGUGAUGAUUUCCAACAAUCUUCAUGUGUGAGAUCGGUUUCUGGGGCAGCUGGUAUUUUAUUUAGAAGUUUAGGGCCAAACGAUGUCGUUUUUACAUAUGCAUUGCCACCGGUUCUCCUUCGUCGCAUUGAUGGGGCUCGCAUACAUUCAUACAUAAGUCGAUCAAGUAAAAUAGUUGGAGCUAAAUAUUUUCGUACGAAGGAUUCGUAUGAAGAAGAGUUGAGUCCAAGGGAUUCAAAUGGGCAUGGCACUCAUUGUGCAUCCACUGCCGCUGGAAACUCAGUUGAGUUCGCAAGUUUCUUGGGCCUUGCGUCAGGAACAGCAAGAGGAGGAGUUCCAUCAGCACGCAUUGCUGUGUACAAAGUUUGUUGGUCAUCUGGUUACUGUGAUGAUGCAGACAUCCUUCAAGCAUUUGUUGAAGCAAUUGAAGAUGGUGUUGACAUCAUUUCCAUUUCAAUUGGACCUGCCAAUGUAGAACACUACAACUAUUUCACUGAUGUAUAUGCCAUUGGGGCUUUCUAUGCUAUGAAGAAAGGUAUAUUAACGUCUACUUCAGCUGGUAACAGCGGUCCAGAGUAUUAUACAACAUCCAAAAAUGCACCAUGGGCACUUUCUGUAGCUGCUAGCACUACAGACAGAAAGUUUUUAACCAGUGUUCAGUUGGGUGAUGGCAGAACUUAUCAGGGAUUUUCAGUUAAUAUAUUUGAUUACGUGAGCUAUCCAUUAAUUUAUGCUGGAAAUGCACCAAACAUCAUCGAUAGAUACAACAGUUCCAUAUUCAGGUUAUGCCAGGAAAAUUCCUUAGACGAGAAUUUGGUGAAAGGAAAAAUUGUUUCGUGUGAUGAUUUCCAACAAUCUUCAUGUGUGAGAUCGGUUUAUGGGGCAGCUGGUAUUUUAUUUAGAAGUUUAGGGCCAAACGAUGUCGUUUUUACAUAUGCAUUGCCACCGGUUCUCCUUCGUCGCAUUGAUGGGGCUCGCAUACAUUCAUACAUAAGUCGAUCAAGAAAUCCAACUGUUACAAUAUUUAAGACUUAUCAAGAUCCAGACUCAAUAGCCCUUUACAUAGCUCCAUUCUCAUCUAGAGGACCAAAUGCAGUCACUCAAAACAUUCUUAAGCCAGAUUUAGCUGCCCCUGGGGUUGACAUUUUAGCUGCGAGUCCUCCAAUUUCAUUUGAUUCUAAUGUCGGAGGAGAUAUUAGAAUUGCAGAGUAUAAUAUAAUGUCUGGAACUUCAAUGGCAUGCCCUCAUGCUACUGCAGCAGCAGCUUAUAUCAAAUCGUUUUAUCCUGAUUGGUCCCCUGCUGCAAUCAAAUCAGCAUUGAUGACCACAGCUACCCCAAUGAGUAAAAAACUCAAUCAUGAAGGUGAAUUUGCUUAUGGUGCUGGCCAAAUCAACCCUAUGAAGGCACUGAAUCCUGGGUUAGUUUAUGAUGCAAAUGAAAUUGAUUAUGUUAACUUUCUAUGCGGCGAAGGAUAUGAUACCAAAAAGCUACGAACUAUUACAAAGGAUGAUAGCAGCUGUACACAACAACCUAAUAAUGGAAUGGUUUUGAAUCUUAAUCUCCCAUCUUUUGCCCUUUCCAUGAGCACUUCAACACCUUUUAGUAGCACUUUUCACCGAACCGUUACCAAUGUUGGAGCCAACACAUCAACAUACAAAGCUAGGCUAAAUGUACCUCCGUCUUCGUUAAAGUUGAAAGUAGAGCCAGACGUUAUGUCCUUCUCAUAUGUGGGUCAAAAGAAGUCCUUCAAUCUUGUGAUUGAAGGAACACUUAACGAGGUUACAGUUUCGUGUUCUUUGAUUUGGGAUGAUGGAACUUUUCAAGUAAGGAGCCCUAUUGUUGUGUUCGAUCCACAAAUGUAAUUUACAAGUGAGCCCUAUUUAUAAACUAUUUUGUUAU